This is a messenger RNA of Conger conger (European conger), 7484 nucleotides long. RefSeq names its product synaptopodin. Gene Ontology annotation, cellular component: nucleus; actin cytoskeleton; Z disc. The record is from RefSeq and is a predicted model, not a curated record. Gene Ontology annotation, biological process: positive regulation of actin filament bundle assembly. The coding region runs from base 1469 to 4666 and encodes 1065 amino acids. NCBI's taxonomy places the organism in Eukaryota, Metazoa, Chordata, Actinopteri, Anguilliformes, Congridae. The transcript has 4 exons. Gene Ontology annotation, molecular function: actin binding.
GAACAGAAAACAGAGUAAGGAAGAGAGAGAGGGAGAGAGAGCGUGAGAGGGAGAGGUGUAGAGACACAGUAGAAAAGAAGGAGUUCAGCCCUGUUCUGUUGCACUCGGCACGGUGGACAGCAGCGCACCACAGUGCAGGUGUCUGUGGUGCAGGUGAAGGACCUCGGGAAGUCAGAGGACAUUCUGCACCAGUCUAACGCACUUAUAUACCCAUCCAAGUUACGUGCCAAAAUAAAGCUCCACGAACAUCCAGAAGAUUGAUCUUUACAACACUGCUCCAACAACCAUGUCAGACCUUUCCUUCAAGGCAGAAAAACAAAGCAGACAUUUAAGGAAAUACUAGAAAACUUUUAGUAUCAGGGCAUUAAAAAGGAAUUUGGUUCGCAACUCCUACAUAAUGUCAAACUUUUAAAAAAAUCAACGCCAAGAGGUGUUACUCAUCACUAUCCCCACCUGAGACACUGCCGAGAGUGAGCUUUCAGCACACACAAACACAAACAAAGUCAGCGGCCAAAUUUAAAGGAAAUGUUCUUUAUUAUGACUUUGGCACAAAAUGGACGCUGAAGCGCUCGGAAUCGCAAUCUUAAGCGUCAAGUGCCUGGGAAGAGAAAUAAACAAUGUGACAUUCUUUGGAGUGACCUCCUAAAAGCACACACAGCCCAGAGCACACUCUCACACGGGGAGGAAUACUGUCACGCUCCCCCCAAAAAAAACCACUGUGAAAUUUCAGGACUCUUCUGAAGGAUCUACGGCCAGGCUGCACUUGGUUGAGAAAGUCAAUCCGGCCCUGCAGACACUCAGAGGAGCUGGAAUACUCUAAGGAGCGGCAAUUCUCAGAGGAAUGGGAAUUCUCCCCUGAGAAGAGGAAGUGAAAUAUGUGUUUUUGAGUGGGCCAGAGGCGCUUCAACACAAAUACGAUAGCUUGGGAGCGGACUGGGGUCCGUCAUUGCUGGAGGAGGGAGAGCAUCGCCGUUGAGCAAUACUCCUGGCAGCCUGCCUUGGGAAUCUAUCCAGAGAGCUUUGUUGGGGGAAAAUCUUCUGGGAGGUCCUGUUGGAUUCAGAAAAAAAAAUCACAGAAGAAAAUUGAAAGUGCGCUCCAGAGGCAUCACUCCGGUUGCUGUACAGGGUCUAGUGAUUAAAUAUUCUGCGUGCCGAAGUCAGAGAGCAGACACCAGAUACGGGCUGAGCAGAUCUGCGCUGGCCUCCUCCAGAGAGAAAGUGCCAUGCGGAGCUGAGGACUGACCUACUCUUCAGAACUAAUCUUCUGAGACUAAGUUACUCUCUUUCACAUCUGGAGGGAUACCGUUGAGCCCAAGGCAGACUGCUCCUCAAAUAAAGAGCUCCCCGCAGACGCAUACACAGGAACGCGGGCAGAGCCAGACACAGACACAGGCAGGUUUGCUGCUGACCUCGCCUGCUGAGAAAGGACAUCGCUGGUCUGAACUUUGGUCCCGGUUUUGGGUCUGAGAUGGAGGAGGGACAGCGACUGGUCAGGUGUGGAAAUGGCGGGGUUGGACCCCCCACUCUUGGGCGUUCCCUGAGCCUGCAGGGGCGGCAUGGCCCCCCAGCACUGCGUUCCGACCCCCCAUGGAAGGACAGGGCGAGGGGGUGUGGCCAGGAAAGCCGGGUUGCCAUGGUGAAGCCAGCAGUGAUCUCUGGUGCAACCCAGACCAACCGAAAAACCAGCCUCACCCGGAGUGUGAGUUUGUCAGAUAAGGAGCUGAGGGAGGCCCGGGACAGGAGUCAGAUCAUCGCUGCCCAGCUGACCUUCCAGUCCAACGCUAACUCUAGAGGAGUGCAGCUCUUCAACCGGCGCAAGCAGAGGGUGAACGCCUUCACCCGGACCAGCUUCGGCCAGGGCGUGGGCCAGGGGGGAGACGGACAGCCGCGCCAGCCUCUGACAUGGAAGGAAAGGCACACUGAGAAAGAGGGCAGCCAAUCAGACUGCAGGAACAGCGAGCCCGACCCUGCCCGGUCUCCUGGUGUGGUAAAAGAAGGAGGGGAGAGGAUGGAGGAGGAGUGGGGCGAACCCGUUCCCCUGGAGGGCCCCCCAGCUGCCUGCAUGGAGGAAGAGGUGGACCAGGACCUCUCAGGGCAGUGUGAGAUCAGAGAGCCAAUACCCAAAGAGGACACACCCAUUGAGGUCGCAUCAAUUGAGGACACACCAAUUGAGGUUGUAUCUAUCGAGGACACACCCAUUGAGGUCGUGUCCAUUGAGGACACAACUGUUGAGAUUGCACCCAUUGAGGACACACCCAUUGAGCAGGUGUCCAUUGAAGAAACUCCAACUGAGCCCAUGCCCUGUGAGGUCAAGCAGUGCGAGGACAUACCUCGCACUGCCACACCUCCUGAGGCAACACCUCUCAAGGCUUCACCCCCUGACGACAUAAGGGCAACAGCAGUCCCGGCUGAUGUGGGUGAGAGGGAGGAAGUCGUAACUCCAAGCAAGGUCACCAACGGAUGUCACGUCGCUCCAAACACGUCUCGCGUGACGCUGUCCUUGGCCAAGCAGGCCCCUGUUACUGUCAACAGGACGGCUCGGCCGUUUGGGGCAACUGCCACCACCACCGUCCGCUCGCCAGUGGACUUUCCCCCGCCUCCUUCUUGCGUGACGCCGCCCCUGCCACGAAUUUACAGCCCGCCUCCAUCUGCCUUUUCCCCACCCCCACCUAUGACUUACUCAACCCCAUCCAACCCCAACCAUAAUCUGCCGGCCUACUCUAAGGCUACUCCGCCAGCCUACUCCAAUCCUUCUCCAGUGGCCUACUCCAGCGCUGCUGCACAAGUAUACUCUGAUCCUAAUCCACCGGCCUACUCCAGUCGUUCUCCACAAGUAUACACUAACCCACCUCCACCUCCACCACCCUACUGCAGCCCUCCGCCCUUGUCCAGGGUGAUCUCGCCCUCCCCGUGCUUGCCCCAGUACGGACACCCCUCGGCCCCCAGGCCCACCUACAUCCCCGACCUGCUGGUUGACCGGCGGCAGGCUGCGUCCCCCAUCAAGACUGGCAUCCUGGAGGACGGCAAGACCCGACGGGCAGCCCGCAAGUCCAUGUUCACCUUCCAGGAGAAGCCCAAGGUGGCCCCAAACCCGGAGCUGCUGUCGCUGGUGCAGGGGGUGGACCAGAGGAAAAGAGGUCCCUCCCUCCCAGAGCCCCCACCAGAAGAGGAGCUGGAGCUGCUGGCCCUCGGGGCAGAGGCCUCCAACUUCCUGCCCAAAGGCGGUGAGGUUGGCGGUGCGGGCUUGGAGGAAGCCGCCAUGCCGGAGUGGUCGUCGUGCCUGAAGAGCUCUGGGGCUCCUGUGAGGCAGGAACCUAAGGUGGAGCAGGGUCUGGCCAAUGCCUCAGGCAAAGGGGCAGAGCUGUUUGCUCGCAGGCAGACCAGGAUGGAGAGGUUUGAAUCGGCGGGCGGGGCCUACGGCAGGGCUCCAUCCCCCACCGCGUCGCUGCCCCCCUCCUGGACCUUCCCGUCGCACAUGCCUGGCCGGGUCAAAGCCAUGGUGGACAUCUCCAACGCCAGCGUCACUUCCAGUGCCCAAGCACCACCCGCUCGGACCGCCAAGCCCAGACCCGGGGCUGCCAUGGCUCCGCCUCCACCCCGCCCAGAGAGCCCGGUCCUGGAGAACGGAUGCACCAAGCUGGAGAUGGAGAUCUCCCGGCACAAGCCCUACCAGCUCAACUCCUCCCUCUUCAUCCUGAACCCCACCAGGGACCCCAUGAGCUCCCUGCCCAAAGCUGCCCCGCCCCCAAAGCCUGUCCUGAACCGAGCCCACGGCCGACACACCUCCCUCCCAGCGCACAACCCCCCUCCCCUCUCCCCUCACUACACUUCCCCUGCCCCCUUCCGCCCCUUCUCCCCACAGGCGCCCCUCAGUCCGGUGAACGGAGCGGGGUUCUCGGAUCUCAGAUCAAACUGCACGCCGCCCCCGCCCUGGCCGGGCACGUCUCACAUCGCCUCUUCAGUCUUCGCCCGGUCCCCCGAGCGCCCACCCGCACCCCGAAACGUCGUCCAGGCACCCCGGCCUACCUUCUCUGCUAAGAAGGCGGGCCUUGAGCCACAGACCAGAAGGGAGUCACUUCCCACCCCCACCACGCCCACGCGCACCACGCCUGUUCCCAUGGCAACGCCCACCGCUUCCCAGCAGCUUCGGAGGUUCAGCAGCCCCGAGGCCCUGGCGGGGGGGCUGAAGUUCCGCCCUGCGUCUCCAGUGCCGCCACCUUCUUCCGCCUCCCGCUCCCUCCAUCCCUCCUCCUUCUCUUCCCCCCUCUCCCCUUCCCAGGAGACCCGGUGCCAGUCCCCGCUCGCCGGCCCAGAGGCCAAGGCCAACCGGCGCCUCCUGGCGCAAAACAUCAUCAACGCCGCCAAGCGCAAGAACAGCCCCUCCCCCGGCGGCCAGAACGGACGGGCCGGCUGCCUCAGCCCCUUCCAGCCCCGCCCCCUGGGUGGCCAUUCGCCCACGCUGGCCAGCCCGCCUCCCACCCCGACGCGUUCGGCACGCUCCCCCGUGCGCCUCUACGCCACACGCUCGCUCACGGACUCCGACGCCUCCCUGGAGUCGGAGGAUUCGGGCCUGCGGUCGCCGGGGUUACGCAGCUACAACACCUGCCCCCGCGGCUGGGGAGGAAGCCUGAGGAUCAAGAGGGGCACCAUCCACGCCGACCUGUAGGGGGCGAUCACGAGCGGCAUGACCACCCACCACCCCCCUCCUCUCCUCUCCUCUCCUCUCCAGAAGCGACUCUGUUCUCAAGACUCCAAAUUCAAAUUCAAGACUCCCGAUCUCAGGAGGCCCACAUUUUCAGUGCAAUGGGCUUUGGCCGUAUUUGAAGAAGUGUUACUUUUUUUCUUUUUAUUAUUUUACCAUAUCAGUCCAGCAAGUGGCUGGAGUAUACACACACACACACACAUAUGAAAAAGACAUCUGUGAGCAGCAAAGACCUGUAACCCUCGCUUGACCAAUAUUCCAAGUUAAAGUAAAAACACAUUGCAAUUAGAGUCCAUUCCAGCUCUCUUAAACUUGUGUUUCAAAAAGAGCAAAUAAAAUACAGUGGACCAACUGAGUCAUACCAAAGCGGAAUCCAGCAACCAAAGAAGACACUGUGAUGUGGACUGGGCAGAGAAAAGCAUGUAGUCUGUGAUUUUCAUUAUACUGUACGCAUCUAGAUUCACAAAAGCUGUAGCCAGUGAUAUUUCCACAGCUGUUGUCCUAAUCUCUUAUGUUAUUUGGCUAUGUGUAAAUAUAACGGGAUUUAGCGUGACUGUUCCUCGGUGGGAUUUUUGCAAGUUUUGACGCUGGAAUGAAAAAGGGCAAAAGUUCUGGUCCUCAACCAUGAAAGCACUUUUAUCCCCCAGUUGAAUUUCCUGGUCUUCCACAGUGAUGUGGUGAGCAUUUGGGUGCAAAAUGGCAAGGUGCCAAACAUCGGUGACGGUUCCCUGCUUCACUGUAAUGCUCUUUGAGGUUGUAAGAGGGGUAUGAACACAAUACAUCACUGUCAUCACUUCAUGAGUGGACAUCAGUGAUGCUUAGGCUGUUCUGUCAUUGGACAGUGAUUAGAGAGGUGGUCCCUGUGACCGAGCAGUGGUGUCCACUUCAUAAUGGAAAGAAAUCCAUGUCGGUGGAUCAUGGCAAGCCUUGAGAUCCACCAAAAGAUCAAUUUAAUUGAAAGACUACGUUUUGCAGCUUUCAAAAUGGUUAAAGGUACCGUAAGUACCCUAAAACAACACCUCACAGUCUACAAGAAAUUGUAUCCUUUGUGCCCCACCAAAAAGUGGAUUGUGACCUAUAUAGUGGACACCAUUCAAAUACUAUCCUGAACAUUCUACCAUUCCAUUCAUUUUAUAGAUCAGAAGCCUAAUUUAUAUUGUUAGUUCCACAGCUCACAGCUAGACACUUCUCAUGUUGAAAACAUGAAAGUAUUUACUGCAGCUCUUCUAUCUAAGAAAAGAGCAGGCAAUGAAUUCUACUUAACAGUGCAAUAACCUGUAUUCACACCCCUGUAUAUAUUUUGUAUCACAUUGAUUUGAAGUGUUUUUUUUUUUUUUUUCUGAAUGUCCAGUUUGACUGGGACAUAAGUAUUGGGAAUGUUGAGUAGAGAAAAUGGGAGCGAUAGAGAAAAGGUUUGAUGGUAGGUGCAUGUGUAUUCUGUGUGUUUUCUGAUGGAUGGUACACUAUUGAGGAAUUUCAGCAUGUAAACAGAAAGUUGUAUACCAGUAACGGGAGAUGAACUGUGCUUUUUUAAGACUUUAAGCGGAAAUCUUCACUAAUAAGCACAGCAUGGCACAACAGAAAGCCAUUUCUGUUAUAAUUGGAAGUGGAUAAACAACCAUUGUUAUAAAAAUGAGAUGCUACGAUUACAUUCCUGGUUUAUAAACACAAUUCAGGAAGACAAAUCAUAAUAGUAAGAACAGCUGUUGGUUUAAAUUCCUGUUUUCAUAAUGUAGCAUGAUGAUGGCUAAAGGGACAAAGCUCACAAGGGUAUGAUCCUGUGCUGUGGGACAUAAUUCUAAAGGGACAACACUCACAUGCGGAGACUGCAGAGAAACAGUGAGAGAGCUUGUUAAAGUCACAGAUGGACUGGUGAACAGGUCUAAUGGAUUUAAACAGUUUGCAAUGACGUAGUGAAGCUCUUUCUAUAUCCAAUAAAGCCGUAUACUAAUGGUCACUUUAGAUACUCAUUUUACUAAUUAAAAGUGUUUCACUUUUUUUUUUUUUUGCACUUAACAUUUUGUCUUUAAACAUUACCGCUUGGGAUCCGCCUGGAUUUCACUAAAGCCGGUGUAAAUCCGGCCACACACGAGCACACUGAACACCUGAGCACCUGGACCUUUUCUAUCCCAGGCUGUGAAUACGUGACCUUAUUUAAACCACAGCUCUUGUCAAAGCUGCAGCACGGAGACGUCAAACCCGAUCUGUGCACUCUAACCUUCAGCCUGAGUUCUAUUUCGUGCAACAUGUCACAGAGACACCGUGGGCACCAUCUGCGUUUUCGCCAGUCGCCGGACCUACGAGAGCACAGACGGGCGAUUCUUCUUCUGUGGCCUGACACGGCAGGCAUGCGCAUCAGCAAAUUCUCUGGUAUUUACAGAAGCUCUGAUGGAUACACGCACCAGCUGCAUGUUUACUUGGCACCUUGAAAGCAGAGAGGGUAACCUUGGCAUUGUGAGACAAGGCCCCCUUUACACCACCCCCCAUCUAAAAAUACUGAAUUGUAACACAGGGUGUACGUAGGUCAAAUCCAUAUCCUUUCAGGAAAUUAAGUGAGCAAUGCCCAAUGCAUUCUAUGAUGAGUUUUCAAUUCUUUCAUUGAAUUUCAAUUCAUUUCCUGAAUUGACUGUUUUGAAAUGAAACUGACUCCCAGCUCAACGUGCCCCGCAUGUGUCUGUCAGCAUAUCUAUGCAUCAAACAAAAGCCAAAGUCACAGCACAUUGUAUCUUUUUACUGCUGUCCUAUUUUAAAAGAAAUAAAGUACAUCAAUCAAAUAUGAAAA